CCUCCUUGGUUUUCGUGCGUCGUGGUACGGUGAUGUCUGUCGGAGCGCGCGGGUUCUCGGUGCGUAAAAUGUGCCAACUGCGCUUUUUCUUGUCCAUUUCCACACGUACUGCUCCUUUAGCCCCCAGAAAGGCGCUCGGUCCAGUAACAGGACACUAAUCUAUUUAUAACAUCCAGUUCAGCGGACAGGCUGAUGCCCAGAACAUGGACCCUCUCUACAAUAACACCGACUGUAACCCCGCGAACGGGACCAACGUCUCCGUGAACUGCAGCGACGGCUUCAACCAGUUCGUCCAGCCGGUGUGGCAGAUCACACUGUGGGCUGUCGCAUACUGCAGCAUCGUGGCGGUGUCCGUGGUCGGAAACAUGGUGGUCAUCUGGAUUAUUCUGGCGCAUAAACGCAUGAGGACCGUUACCAAUUACUUUCUGGUGAACCUGGCCGUUGCCGAGGCCUCCAUGUCAGCGUUCAACACGGUGAUCAACUUUGCCUACGCUGUUCACAACGAGUGGUACUUCGGCUUGGUUUACUGCCGCUUCCACAACUUCUUCCCCAUCGCAGCCAUAUUUGCCAGCAUUUACUCCAUGACGGCCAUCGCACUGGACAGGUACAUGGCUAUCAUCCACCCGCUGCAGCAGAGGCUGUCCUCCACACAGACCCGAGUAGUGAUUGCUGUGAUCUGGAUUCUGGCUCUGCUGCUAGCCUUCCCUCAGUACAACUACUCCUCUACAGCCCUGCUGCCUGGGCGCACUGUCUGCUACAUCGACUGGCCUGAAAACACCACUGUGGACUUCAAGAAGAUCUACUACGUGUGUGUGGCACUGCUGAUCUAUUUCUUGCCCCUUUGCAUCAUGGGAUGGGCGUACACGACAGUGGGUGUCACCCUCUGGGCAAGUGAGAUUCCCGGUGAUUCGUCUGAACACUACAAAGAGCAGCUUAUCGCUAAACGCAAGGUGGUGAAGAUGAUGAUCGUGGUGGUGUGUACAUUCGCUGUCUGCUGGCUGCCCUAUCACAUCUACUUCCUGUUGCACCAGUUCUUCCCUGAGCUAUUCGAGCAGCUCUACAUCCAGCAGGUGUACCUGGCCGUCAUGUGGCUGGCCAUGAGCUCCACCAUGUACAACCCCAUCAUCUACUACUGCCUCAACAGCAGGUUCAGAGCCGGUUUCCAGCAGGUGUUUUGUUGCUGUACUCCGGCUGCUGCCAAAGAGGAGCUGGAGCUCAAAUCACCACGAUACCUGCAGACACAGGUGAGCAUAUAUCGAGCCACUCGGAUAGAGACUGUUGUUUUCACGGCUGCUCAUCCUGCUACAGAAGAACAAACUGGAGCUGAGCUGCCGUCCCAUGCGGAGGUCACAUCCAACGGCUCGGGCUCAGAGACGCUUCCCAAGAACCCUCACAGUCUCUCACAGUAGUGAGAACAUCAUCCAGAGCAGCGUACUGGAAACCAAGUGCCGAUAUGUGGAUGGAGCCUGGUGCUGGUGCGGGAGUCUGGUGUGCACAGAUGGUGGAGAAAUCUACACUGCUUUUGGACAGAUUAAGUGCAUUAUUCAGCUGUGCCAUUUUAUUCUAACCACUUCACCACGUUGAUUCUGACAACCGAGGGAGGAUGAGGAAAGUCUGAAACUUUUUUUAACAGAAGCCGUAUGAACACAUCACUUCAUCACUCAGCACGUGUGCAGCUCGGACUCCUAACCUCCAGCAUUCUCAGGCUGGUUGUGGAAAACACGAGUGUCGUCUUCCCCUGAGAACGGUGUCACAUCAAGCUGCGACACUGUGUUUGCAUUGUGUGGAAACAGAAGGACAGCUCGUAGAGAGCGAUUCUGUGUGCAGAGCUCACACCUGUUUCCCAGGAUUAGCCCCUUGUUUUGACAAAGUGUGGAACCGGGUUCAGUGUGCAACAGCAGGGUCACAGGCCAGCUAAAUAUAGGAGCGGCAUGGGGAACAUGAGACACAUAUAGAAGGACGGAUAACGUGCUGAAGGAAAGAAAAGCAUAGGAAAACAUUAGAAGGUGAAAUGCAUGUCUGUUUGCACGCUGACGAUUGGGGGGAAGUGGCUCAUCACUGCUAUGGAAUGAUGCUAUUUCAGCCUCGCAGACAGCAGCUGCACAGAACCAGUCAAAGAAUGUCCACGUCCAGUUAAUUAGACUGUUACUCUGCUCCAAGUGUUUGUAGAGCUUCAAACAAACAUGUCAGGACCAAAUACUUUGAUGGCAUGUGUUUAAUAAAGGACAUCAUAUCAUUGAUUAGCAUAUCAAGAAAAUAUUAAUGUCAUUUUUUUGUUAGUUUCCAAAAUAAAGAAAUUAUAUCUUUA
Messenger RNA from Acanthochromis polyacanthus (spiny chromis), 2308 nucleotides. It is a transcript of the gene tacr1b, whose product is annotated as tachykinin receptor 1b. Lineage: Eukaryota; Metazoa; Chordata; Actinopteri; Pomacentridae. Gene Ontology annotation, molecular function: substance P receptor activity. Gene Ontology annotation, cellular component: plasma membrane; sperm midpiece. The record is from RefSeq and is a predicted model, not a curated record. The transcript has 7 exons. The coding region runs from base 204 to 1409 and encodes 401 amino acids. Gene Ontology annotation, biological process: positive regulation of flagellated sperm motility; G protein-coupled receptor signaling pathway.